ACCUCAUUCUAGCACCACUAAACACCACCUCUGCAAUAGACAUACAAAGGUCACAUAGCACCAACGGCGAAGCAACGAUGAGGACGACGACACCAAACACGCGACCUGGAACAAUCACAUAACACCAGCGACGAAGCAGCGAUGAGGACGACAACACCUCUUCUUCAACACCAUUCCUCACCGCACUGUCAAUGACAACCUUAACAACUCUGAUUCAUCUUCCUCGACCGUUUCUUCAUCGUUGGUCCAUGUCCGCCACUAACCCUUUCUCUCCCACAAAGAUUCUUCUUCCCCCAACCACCUCCACUGUUCACGGCCGCCACCCCCGUCUCCGAUCCACCUCCCUCUCUUUUAUUCUUUCUCCCUGAUCCGCAUCCAACUCCGGUCAUAUCCUAUCCUAUUUUUCUUGAUUUGUUGCUAGCUCGUGCCGGAAGCGAAAAUUCUACUUCUUCCGCAACCAUUCGACUCUUCUCCACAUUUCAAAAUUGUUCCAAUUCUAGUUGUUUGAUUCAGUUUUUUUUUGGUUGUUAAAUUAGACUGUUUCUUUAUGUUACAAUUCUAGUAGUAGACGGUUUCUUUAUGGGAGAUGAACUGAAGAAAUUUGAGCACGAGGAGAGAUCAAGAAAGCUUGAACAAUGCUCAACACCACCUUGGUUUCUAUCAUUGUAAUUUAAGAAAUUUCACCUAUUGAACGAAAAUUAGAGUUUGUUGAUCACUUAAACUUCUUCGGUUAGUGAAUCUUUAGUGCCUUGCAUAGAAUCAGACCUAUCCAUACAUAGAGCGAUAGAAGAAGGUUUGCAAUAGAAAGGGUUAGGGUUCCAACGGGCAGCAAGUCUUGAAUUGGGGAUUUAUGUUUUAAGGCAUAAUAUAUUAUGACAGUCAUAAGGGCAACUUCGCCAUUUUCAAAUUUAUCACGUGAUCAACACAGGCCUAUUUAACGGUAAGAAAUUGCCGGAAUGCCACCGGUGAGUAAUUUUUGCAAAAAAUUUGAUAGUCCGGGGGUUAAUUAUAAAGAUAAUAGUUUAGGAGAAAUUUUAGGGAGGGAGAGUAAAAUUUAAGGGGGUUUAUUGUACUUUAUCCAUAUAUAUAUUACAACAUUCAAUUUACCCUCGGCCCCCUGCCGCUAAGCACAGUCGAGACCCAUAAUACAUCCAAAGAUUUCACCAUGACCUCCUGACCAAGACAUUCCUUUUCGUGCCUCAAACGAGCUCUCUAAAAGGCGCUUCAAUGGCGGCGAUUCACGACACUCGCUCACUGUCAGCAAAGCUUCAUUUAUAGGUUUUCUUGGAUAUUAGUUAUUGUGUUGGUUCAAUUCUAUUCGGUUUUAAACCCACCAUGAGUGCCAACUCUGGAACUGAAUCCACCAACGGUUCUUCAAAUCCCAAUGAAUCACAAAAUCCUCCAAUUCAGCCUCUCCGAUUGCCCACUGUUGAGGAAAUUCGGGGCCAAGACAUUUGGAACAACUGUGCUGUUCGUAGCGUCGUGAGCGGUGCAAUGGGAGGUGGGCUUGGAUUGUUCAUGGGUCUCUUUCUAGGGGCACUAGACAAUCCAUUAAUGCAAGCGGAAAUGACUGGCAGACAGCAGUUUAUUUAUACGGCAAAGCAGAUGGGUAGUAGGAGCUGGAGUUCUUGCAAGACGUUUGCCGUUAUGGGCUUCAUUUUCUCAGCUACUGAAUGUGUUGUUGAGAAGGCCCGGGCAAAACAUGACAUCACAAAUACACUUGUUGCUGGAUGUGUAACUGGAGGUGCCUUAUCGGCAAGGGGUGGUCCUAAAGCAGCAUGCUUUGGCUGUGCUGGUUUUGCUGCAUUUUCAGUUCUGAUAGAGAAGUUUUUAGAGAGACACGAUUGAGCAAACCGAUACCUGAUUCAGUAUUGCUGGCGCGUUAGUUUUUUGGGUCAGCCCUCUUUGGUUGCAUAAUUUAUAGUAGUUUUUUAGUUUCCAAUUGCUUGUCCAACUAUUUUUGUCCCCUUUUAUGAUGGGAAGUAUUACAGAAUAUUGAAGUCCUUUGAUUUUGUACUAUUUCCAUUUCCUUUUACUCUCAGCUGAGGAAAUUAAGUGGCUAAUAUCGGAAGCUUUUUGUUUUUAUUAUUUUAUAUGUGAUGUAUGCAACAUUCAAAUCACUGUUAAAUUUUCAGUGGAUUCGGUUGUUGAUUCAAUUAUCGUGUUUGUUCAACUGAAAGAUUGCCAAAUCUUUUGAAAAGAGCUUCUUGUAGUAAUUUGAUGGCUUCUCAACAAGUCUGGAUGAUUUUCUUAAUGA
This is a messenger RNA of Cornus florida, 2257 nucleotides long. RefSeq names its product mitochondrial import inner membrane translocase subunit TIM22-4-like. The transcript is spliced from 4 exons. NCBI's taxonomy places the organism in Eukaryota, Viridiplantae, Streptophyta, Magnoliopsida, Cornales, Cornaceae. Gene Ontology annotation, molecular function: transmembrane protein transporter activity. Gene Ontology annotation, cellular component: TIM22 mitochondrial import inner membrane insertion complex. The coding region runs from base 1336 to 1848 and encodes 170 amino acids. The record is from RefSeq and is a predicted model, not a curated record. Gene Ontology annotation, biological process: protein insertion into mitochondrial inner membrane.